ACGGAAAAACAGGAACAAGAAUCAGUUUCUCAUUGCAGGGCGAGAGCUCUGAGUUCCGGUGUAAGAGAAAGAGACGUGGCGAAAUUUCUGUAUAUCUCUGCCCUAUAAGCACAUCUUUCCUUACACUGAAGGGAACCAAGACAUCGAAAAGGCUGCGCAAACCAUGCAGGAUGAUUUACUGAUGGACAAAAGCAAAGCCCAGCCUCAGCAGCAGCGGCAAGAUCCAAAUACAGCAGAAGCCCCUUCUACACCCAUCGCGUCAGAGACACUCAAACCAGAGGACAGCAGUCCAGUCACUAGCAUCAGCUUAGCAGCUCCUGCCCAAAAUAGCAAAGAAAAGAUGCAGAUGGAGUCUCCCAUCUUGCCGGGCUUAAGUUUCCAUCAGCCUCAGCAGGAACCUACAGCUGGCACCUCCUUGUCUCCCUCCUUUGGAAGCACCUGGUCCACUGGGACCACAAAUGCAGUGGAUGAUAGUUUUUUCCAAGGAAUUACCCCAGUCAAUGGGACAAUGCUUUUCCAGAAUUUCCCUCACCAUGUCAAUCCUGUUUUUGGAGGCACUUUCUCCCCCCAGAUUGGCUUAGCCCAGACGCAGCACCACCAACAGCAACAACAGCAGCAAGCCCAGCAGCAACAAAGGAGAUCACCAGUUAGCCCUAACCAGGCAUCUUUUGCCCAGAGAAAUGCUGCUUAUAGCCAUCAACCCAUUAUGACCAGCAAACCUUCCUCCUCCUCAGCCUCCACCUCUUCCCCUUCUAGCUGGAAUAACCACCAAAAUGCAGCCUGGAGUACACCCUCCAAUCCUUGGGGUGGGCUGCAAGCUGGCAGGGACCCUCGAAGGGCAGUAGGUGUGGGAGUGGGCGUUGGAGUGGGCGUUGGAGUGCCAUCCCCACUGAAUCCCAUUUCACCCCUUAAAAAGCCCUUCUCUAGCAAUGUCAUUGCCCCACCGAAGUUCCCACGGGCUGCUCCCCUAACCCCUAAAUCCUGGAUGGAAGAUAAUGCCUUCAGGACGGACAAUGGCAACAAUCUGUUGCCUUUUCAGGACCGGAAUCGGCCCUAUGAUACUUUUAACUUGCACUCUUUGGAAAACUCAUUAAUGGAUAUGAUAAGGACUGAUCAUGAGCCUCUUAAAGGUAAACACUACCCUCCCAGUGGCCCACCAAUGAGUUUCGCUGAUAUAAUGUGGAGGAAUCAUUUUACAGGUCGUAUGGGUAUAAAUUUUCAUCAUCCAGGAACAGAUAACAUUAUGGCUCUCAAUACCAGGAGCUAUGGACGGAGACGAGGUCGGUCUUCUCUCUUCCCUUUUGAAGAUGGCUUCUUAGAUGACAGUCAUGGUGACCAGUCUUUAUCAUCAGGUCUCAGCUCUCCAACCCGCUGUCAGAAUGGUGAAAGAGUUGAACGCUAUUCUAGGAAAGUGUUUGUUGGAGGUCUGCCUCCUGACAUUGAUGAAGAUGAAAUUACUGCCAGCUUUCGUAGGUUUGGACCUCUUGUAGUGGAUUGGCCUCAUAAAGCUGAGAGCAAGUCAUAUUUUCCACCUAAAGGUUAUGCCUUUCUGUUAUUCCAAGAAGAAAGUUCUGUUCAAGCUCUGAUAGAUGCCUGUCUAGAAGAGGAUGGGAAACUGUACCUAUGUGUAUCAAGUCCCACCAUCAAGGACAAACCAGUUCAAAUUCGACCAUGGAACUUAAGUGACAGUGACUUUGUAAUGGAUGGUUCUCAACCUCUAGAUCCUAGAAAAACUAUUUUUGUCGGAGGAGUUCCACGACCCCUUCGAGCUGUUGAACUAGCAAUGAUUAUGGAUCGUUUGUAUGGAGGAGUUUGCUAUGCUGGCAUUGAUACAGAUCCUGAGCUGAAGUACCCCAAAGGUGCUGGUAGAGUGGCUUUCUCCAAUCAACAGAGUUACAUUGCUGCUAUUAGUGCACGUUUUGUCCAGCUUCAGCACAAUGACAUUGAUAAACGGGUGGAAGUGAAGCCAUAUGUGCUUGAUGAUCAGAUGUGUGAUGAAUGCCAGGGCACUCGCUGUGGUGGAAAAUUUGCUCCAUUUUUCUGCGCCAACGUUACCUGCUUGCAGUAUUACUGUGAAUACUGUUGGGCAAGCAUUCACUCUCGUGCUGGACGAGAGUUUCACAAACCACUUGUGAAGGAAGGAGGAGACCGGCCUCGCCAUGUCCCAUUCCGCUGGAGCUGAAGCAGCAAGUACUGGAACCGAAGAACAGAAGGGAGAAGAGAGUGCUGCCUCAGGGCUUUAGUGUUCUGGAAAUCUGUGCAUUCAUCCUUGACUUUAAUGAAGAGAUGGGUCUUUUUAGUAUGAUUACUAUUAUUAUGAUUAUUAUUAUUUACAGUCACAUUACUGAACUCUGUGUCCCAUAUAAUACAAGCCUAGCACAGUGUAACUGUACUGAUUUUGCACUUUGAUUCACACAAACAUCUGCUUGGUACCUUAAUUUCUUACACAAGAUCUGUCACAUCUGAGAAUAAGUAGACUGCCAUUCUCAUCAGCCACCACAGAGCUGAUGUGUAUGUGAUGACGAUUUUAAAAAUGACUUUUUUUUAAGCUGGAGCAUGCACUUAUUUUCAGAAACUUAGACUUGCCCCUAGCAAAUAACUUACCAAAGGUAACACUCACAAGUAGUUGGCAGAUGUAGCAAACACAUUAAAUGGAUAUUCAGCAAUCAUUAGGUUGGGUCAUGUAGAAUAGGAAUAGCCCUACAAAGUCUUUAGUUGCUCUCCAUUUUUACUGGUAAGGAUGAUACCUCAUAAACUGGAUCACACUUUCUCCACCCCACUUCCCUACCCCUUUUUGUUAUGCUGAGGGUUUCCUAUUUCUUUAGGCCUUUUAGUGUUAUGUAAAUGUAUGCUGCAAUAGCUCUUGCUGCUAUUAAGAUGGUAUUACUAAUACCACAAUACUCUAUCCAAGCUAGGGUAUCAAUUUAAAAAGAUGAUUAUGUGAUUUAAAAUCAUGAUGGCUGCUGAAAAGAGAUCAGUAUAGCGUUCAGAAAGCUUCCAAGGAAGGUCAAUAGUUUUGACUGCAUGUUUACUUAAUCAGGUUGCUGCAUGCAAUAAAUUUUUAUAUAUGUCUAAUAUGAAAAUCUGCCCACAAUGCACCAAUUAAGAAUCUAUAUAGGCUACAAAGUACUCAGUAAUUUCACACACACACACAGAUUACUGACUGGAGGGAAGGCAUGCCUCAGUAAAUGUAAGUGCUUCUGAAAUUAGGAUCAGCCCAUUGCAGUAUGACCUAUAUUACAACACAUAUUUUUUGAAAAAACUAGAUCUAGAAUUAUCCUUAAAACCAAUUUUUCAAUGAUAGGCAAAGUACUUUGCGGUGCUCUGUUAUAUAUUGUGCAAUUUAUUUUAUAUAGUAAAGUGAUUAUGUCUAGUACUGUGAUCAAACUUUAACUGUUUAAGCCUCUGUGUCUAAUAUUCACACACUUCUGAAAGUUAAACAGGUACAAAUGAAUAUGCACACUCACAAAAUUAAGAAAUGAGCUCUUAGUGUGAAACUCAUAAACACUUGCACCAUUCAUGUAGCUGCAGCCUUUGCCCAGGAAAAACAAAGAGCUCAGAAAAGCAGAUGUACACUACAAACUUAGCUUAGUAAGCAAAUAAACAUUUUAAGAAAGAUAAGAAAAGAGUUGUGCUAAAGAAAUGUCUGCAUAAAAGGUUAACUUGCAAAAAGUCUGCUCUUUGGGUGUGACAUUUAAUUCCUUGAACCCUGGAUGUAUCCUGUGAAGCUUGAAUAUAUUUGAGAUCGACUAUAUAUAAUGGUGGACAUUUUUUAGCAUAUACUAUGGGGCUGCAAGGCAAACAGAGAAACACAUAUUAGUGUGCUAACUAUAAGAAUGUGGGAACGUGUACACUAUUCUUUUAGGGGUUUCUUCUCCCCCCCCCCCCCCAAACACACACAGUUUUUGGAGUUCUGGGGACAAUCUGACUGGAUCUGGCACCGCAUAGAUUUAAAUGUUCUAAUUUUGUGUGCUGUGAUGGCCUUGUUAAUGUCUGACUUUUUAAGUUUUCUUUUAAUGUUUAAUUGGCAAUUAUUGAUUUUGAACAAAACUUUCUGUGUUAAAAAAACUAGUUUUUUACUGGUUAAAAAAAUCAUUCUUAUCCCUUCCACUGUUUUUUCUGGGCAUUUUUGUGAUAUUGCUUUAUCCAGCCCAGCUGUCUUUUUUCUGUUCGGGGUUUUCAUUUUUUUCAUCUAUAUAAGAUUUGUUAUGCACUACUUUUUGUACCUAGACAGUUUUCAAUAGUUGGCAGAUUAUUCUUUUUUAAAAGAAAAAGGCAUGCUUUCUGACUGACAUGAUCUUUUGCAAUACCUCAAUUUUGAAAUAUAGGAAAGAAAAUAUUUUCUAAGUAAGUUUAUUCAGAAAAAAUAUAUAUUAAUUUAAUUCUGCAAGAAAAUGAUUUAACAAAUGGGUAACUUUAUUUUUUUCAUGCUUAUUUGCGUUUUUGAAAAUGAAGAAGUUAGAGGUUUAUAACUGUAAUAUUGAAGAUCAUAGCUAACCUACAGAAGUCUACCUAAUUAUGUGAAACAAUAUACAUUUUGAAGAAAUUUCCUUCUUUCAUGUACAACACCAGAAAGAAAGAAGGGAAAGAGAGAGAGAGAGAGAGAUGCUGGAUGUUAUUUGAGUAAUAACAUUAAAACAAAUACACCAAGGAAAGAUGUAAAACCAACUGCAUUGGUGCUGGAAGUUGUGAAUAGAAGGUGAAAAAAUAUUUUCCCUUAAUUUGUAUAUUUAUAAUCAAGCAAUUACGCACGACUGACCAGAAUUGUGAGAGUUCUUCUGUUUGUAUUUUUUUAAAGGUAAUUUUUUAGUUUACUAAAUUAUAACAUUGUCCCCUUUUUUUUGUAAAGGAACGUACCCCUUAAGUUGUUAUGUUAUAUUAUUAUAAGAGGGUCCUUCAAGAAAAGAAGUUAUUUUUUAAAAUAAGUAUUCUGAACUGCAACUUGACUAAGAAGCCCCUGGGUACAACAGGUCCUCUUGUGGCCUUCUCUUGAUGUGAGACUUGAACUAGUCGAUUUUUUUUUUUUUUUUGAAGGCAACUUAACCUCGACUAUUUGUUGUUAUGUGCAAUACUGUUUGUACUGUUUGUAUAAAAAAGAAAAAAAGAAAAGAAAAAAGGCAUAAAUCUUUAUUGCAGAUUUAUUUUCAUUGCAAACUUUAGACAUUGUGAUUCACGAAGAUCAUUUUUCUACUGUCAGAUAUGUACCUUUUCUUCAUGCUGGUAUUUUUUCAAUAGUAAUGUAGCCUUUGUACUGAGACAAAUUUUCAUUGUUAUUUUUAGAAAGAUUUUUUGCUAAGAGAAAUUUAAACAUUGACAUAUUUUUCAUUUUUAUUUCAGAUUUUCUUUAAGGAGUGCUUUCUCAACCAUUAGUAUAGUUGUUUCUGGGAGAGGCUUUCAUAUCUGGUCAAUGUCAUUAAUAUUAUUUUGUACUUUUACUUGGAAUAAAUUAAUUUUAUGAUGCUAAUUCUUUAAAAGUUUAUUUUUUUCAUUUUCAGUUAUUUUUGAAGCUAAAAACCUUUGUAAUAUUGUUACUAAAGUGUCUAGUUUUUUGAAAUGCAAAGCUUUAUGUAUUAACUUGCUGAUGUGGUUUACAAUGGUGUGAAAAUGGUUGGAUAUGUGAAAUGAUUGAAAAACUGUAAUGAAUAAUUGGGCAAUAAAAUUACAGAAUGAAGCAGGAAAA
Messenger RNA from Varanus komodoensis (Komodo dragon), 5680 nucleotides. It is a transcript of the gene CPEB3, whose product is annotated as cytoplasmic polyadenylation element binding protein 3. The transcript has 11 exons. Gene Ontology annotation, cellular component: cytoplasm; nucleus; synapse. Gene Ontology annotation, molecular function: translation factor activity, RNA binding; mRNA 3'-UTR binding; mRNA regulatory element binding translation repressor activity. Gene Ontology annotation, biological process: negative regulation of cytoplasmic translation. The coding region runs from base 164 to 2182 and encodes 672 amino acids. NCBI's taxonomy places the organism in Eukaryota, Metazoa, Chordata, Lepidosauria, Squamata, Varanidae. The record is from RefSeq and is a predicted model, not a curated record.